UUGGAGUGUUACCCUCUUGGAAGUGACAUCCAAAGAGAUCCUGAACUCACCUGGAAGCAGCCUGUGAUUAAUGCCGUCGGGUUUCGUCUUUAUCUUUCCUCGGCAUGCUCCUCACGGUCUGGUCAGAUAUUGAGCGGAGCUUUCGGGCAAAAUUACGCAUGUUGCGGUUGUGGUGGCAGGCUGCCUUCCCCAUAUCUGUGUCCCCUUCUAUGGCUGCUGAUGACUACAACCCUGUCUCCCUCAGACACAAAUCCAAGAAGAAGAGCCGAGGAGGCAAUGGUACAAUGAGCAGACGGCGGAUCUCGGUCAAAGAGCUGGGUCAACCAGACCACCAGGGCUGGUUGUUCAGGAAGAAAGAGAGCAAAGGCUUCCUGGGGAUCAAAUGGAAGAAGUACUGGUUUGUGCUGAAGAGGACGGCUCUCUACUGGUACACCAACCAGCUGGCGGAAAAAGCCGAGGGCUACAUCGACCUCACCAACUUCAUGAUUGACAGAGCCGUAGAGUGCAAGAAGAAGCAUGCGUUCAAAGCCUGUCACCCACAAGUCAUGAUGUUUUAUUUUGCUGCUGAAAGCCACGAGGAGAUGAACUUAUGGCUGAAUAAGCUUGGGCUAGCCUCCAUUCAGUAUGAGCCAACAGAACGAAACCCUGUAACCGAAUGUUACAGUGAAGCCAGUGACCAUGAAGAGGCUGAAAGCACAGAGAUCCCCCCUCCACCAUACUCUGAACAGACUCUGCGGGACUCUGUGGAUGCAUCUGGUUUACCUGGUAGCACACAUCAGGGCACCCUUCCUCCCCCUUACUCCUCCGCAGUGCCCAGUGAAGCCACGGGUUCGCUCUCGUCACCCGUCAGUACGAUGACAUCGCAAAGCUCUGCCUCCUCGCUCACCAAGCACAGACAGUCCUGGUUGGACCUGGUCUCACAGACAUCUCCUCCCACCGGAGAAACAGCAGUGGUGUGCUCGGUGCAAGUUCACACACACCGGCCUCCCCAGGAAGAGGAGGAGGAAGACUCCCGGGCAUUGGGGUGUUCAGCUCCCCAGGACUUUUCUAAUAAGGAAAGCCCCCCUGCUGUGGAGGGGGAGGUGCAGAAGGACGUUUUAGGUGCUCAAGAUGAAGGGUAUCAUGCCAGAGGCUCAGAUGAGAUGGAGAAGCUGUAUAUUCAUCUAAAAGAAGCAAGCCUGUCGCCGAUGGGAGACCGUAAACCAUCCACAAAAAGAGAAUUCAGGGCGUCCUUCGUAAAACGCUGUAAAAACCAGGCUGUCAAUGAUAAACUGCACCUUGUCAGGACACUCAACAGCACAUUAAAGUCGAAAGAAGCAGACUUACAGGCAAUAGAGCAGGUCCUGUCAGACCCAGAACUUACCUCAGACAAGUUCAGAGUGUGGAAGGAGGCCAAUGCACCCUUGGUGCAGGAGAUCUGUGUCCAAGUGGACCACCAGGUGGCAGCAGAAGCCACAAAAGCUGCAGCAUCAGUCAAUGCUGCUCCAGUAGUUGAGACCAGUUUAUAAUAACAUGACUGUUUUUACUGUUUCUGGACUCAGAGAACCUUACACUUGUAUACUUUACACAUACUGCUGUUUUCAACUGAUACUACUGUUACAUCAUCAUUGGACUUUUAAGUGCUGUUCAACAACCAACAGGAUCAGUGAAGAAGAGUGUUUGUUGUUCCUAAAUGGCGACUGUGCAGACAUUAAUGAUUAGCAGGUCACAUUAGAAUGUGAAAUAUGUCUUAGUAUUACUUUGACUGUUUGAUUUGUAAGAUGAUUAAGUUUUACAAAUUAUUGUUUUUAUGUUGUAAUUCAGUGAACGUAUGCAUACCUUGUUUUAAUAUUUGAAUAAUGGGGUACAUUCUAACAAUGGACCCAUUGUUCUCGGCGUUGAAAAAGUUGUUUUUACAGUAUGGUUUAUCCAUUUUGAUUUCACCAGUAGUGAACAAAUUUUUAACUGCUUUGUCUUUUACAGGUGCCAUGCACCUUAAAAUGUAUUUUACGGUGACUGUCUUAUAAAUGAUUUGUUCAUGUUUUUGCCCUAGAAAUUACAUCAUAUUAUUAGGACUUUUUCAGAAUGAACACCAAGGGGCUACACUGAUGGAAUAAAUGCUCACAAAUCAUGA
Monopterus albus (swamp eel) is the source of this 2113-nucleotide messenger RNA. RefSeq names its product interactor protein for cytohesin exchange factors 1. The transcript has 11 exons. The record is from RefSeq and is a predicted model, not a curated record. Bases 105 to 1508 code for a protein of 467 amino acids. NCBI's taxonomy places the organism in Eukaryota, Metazoa, Chordata, Actinopteri, Synbranchiformes, Synbranchidae.